Falco peregrinus (peregrine falcon) is the source of this 547-nucleotide messenger RNA. Its product is annotated as protein PIGBOS1-like. The coding region runs from base 1 to 165 and encodes 54 amino acids. The transcript has a single exon. The record is from RefSeq and is a predicted model, not a curated record. NCBI's taxonomy places the organism in Eukaryota, Metazoa, Chordata, Aves, Falconiformes, Falconidae.
AUGUUGGGGCGGCUGCCGCUGCCGCACCUGGCGCUGGCCGUGACGCUCGGCGUGGCCAGCGGGCUCUACAUCUACCGGCCCGUCUUCCAGUCGCCCGGGCCGCCGCAGCCCCCCGAGGGCACGGCGGGGCCGCCGGCGGCCGCCGCACCGGAGAAGAGGCCUUGAAGGAGCCGUGCGAGCCGCGCCGCGGCACUGGCGCCGUCCCCAGGGGCCGCCUCGCAGCCCGGGCCUGCGCGUCUGCCCCGGGAGGACACAGCAGCCCGGCCCCUCGGGGACACGGAGCGUUCCUGCCGUCGCCUCCGGGGAAGCCCGCUCGCUGAAGAUGUAACUGCAGACCCGUGUGUGUGCUACCAGCCUGUAGGGACGUGAAUGUUGAAAUAUGUCUAAAAUUCUGAAUGUUUAAACAUAUGUCUUCACGUCUAAGUUGAAAUAACCACCAGAGAACUGGAAAAAGAAAGUCGCUGUUGGACAGUCACGCUCUUUGUGGGAUUUUUUGGAUUGCCUCUGAUCCUCCAAGUAAUAAACACCAUUUUUAUCUGCUUGUCAA